Molecule: messenger RNA, 2584 nt
Organism: Diaporthe batatas
Lineage: Eukaryota; Fungi; Ascomycota; Sordariomycetes; Diaporthales; Diaporthaceae
Exons: 2
Coding region: 160-2529 (789 amino acids)
Source: RefSeq, a predicted model, not a curated record
CACGGUACUGCUCGCUGCCGGUGCGACUGUUGCUACUGCUGCAGCUGGCUAAGAUGCGCCCAGGAAGCCCUCUUCCCCUCUGACCCUCGACGCGCCCUGCGCCCUGCGCCCUGCCCUGCCCUGCCCUGCCCUGCCCCCAGUUCCUGACUUGACUUGAGAAUGGCCAGGAAGAAGAACAAGCAGACAAACGAGACCCCAGGCGGGGGCAAUGCCAGCCCCAGCAGCGCCAUCGUCGCGCCCCUUGUUCCGCUGCAGGACGGGCCCGCGCCAGCCCUCAAGAAAGACAUGAAAGACGUCGUCGCCAGCUCCAGCUCCAGCUCCAGCUCCAGCUCCAGGCCCAGGCCCCUUGCGCCUGCGCUGCCCCAGCCGCCAGCAUCGCCUGCCCUGAUCAUCUGUCGCAACAAGCACUGGCGCUACAUCUCCUCCUUCCACGGGCCAUGGCUGCAGCUCCCCCACGAGAUCCUCGAGACCCUCGUCCACAUCAACUACAACACCCCCCGCCCCCGCCCAAUCGACCCCGCCGUCUUCUACGACCUGGUCAAGAUCCGCAGGCUCGUCGAUGAUGCCACCGACCUCGCCGUGCGCGCCGCAAGUGGCGUUGUGUCGCUCAACAGCCUGAACAACUCCCACCCUGCGGCGGCCCUGGGGCUCGGCUUUGGCGGCGGCAACCAGCCAAAGCUAAGCCCAGAGCGCAAACACAAGCUGCGGGAACAGGCCACCCAGAAACUGGCAAGGGCAUACCGCCUCGACGAGAUAGCAUGCAGUGUGGCCACCAUGCAGAGCGCAUCCGCCCUCGAGGACGUCGCCAGCCUGGUGCUCAAGAGAGACCCAAACAACCUCGAUGCCAAGUACGUCCACUUUUUCCAUGAGAAGAUCCCCAGCCGCCAGCUGGCCGAGUCCACAAGCCUGGACACCCUCAACCACGUCAUUUCAGGACAACAAUCCCAAGGCGAACCCCUGCGGACCCGCGCCACCGUGCGCGUCUUCAAGGAGGACUACGAUGGUGCCGCCAGGGACCUGACCGAGGCCCUGCAGGUCUUCCGCGCCCACAGGGCCCACGGCAUGCCCGGUAAGUCGACGGACCUCCAAGUCGCCGAGCCCGGCGCCCGGCGCCUGGACGUCAGGCUGGACGAGGACCAGCAGCCAAGCAGCCUGGAGAUACAACUCUUGUUUGCACGCGCCGGUGUUUAUCUGAGCAUAGCUUGUUUGCACGUGAAUGACGCCUUGCUGCCAAUACCACACGCGACAGGCGCGACAGGCGGCGCCGGAGGCCAGCCGCAUGUGCCAGAAGGGGCAGGGCCGGGCACGUCAACGCCCGCCGCGGACGUGCCACCCCCGGACCUUACCCCGGCAGACAAGGAGUCCCAGAGGCGCGUGCUCGAGGCCAGGAAGACGGUCAAGUCGAAUGCCAAGAAGGCGUUGCGGGACUACAUGGCCUACCUGUCCAACUUUGACUACUCUCCGAAUCUGCCCACGGACAUUGCCGAGGAUUUCACCAGGAAGGUGAAGGCCGGCAAGAACAAGGGCAGGCGGGCCCCGUCUCACAUGCGCAGUGACUCUCCUAGUGGUGAAAUCGCCCACACCGUAUACACGCUGAACGAGCUCUUCGCGGCAACGCCUCCGGGGGACCUCCCACCCUACCCUCCUGUGGACAUCACCCUGGCCGGCCCAGCGCCAGGCACAGACGCCACAUAUGUCGGCACCACCAUGGAGCUGGUCACAUAUCACCCGCUCAUGACCGACACCCUGCAUUCCUUGCUGCUGUGCCACGUCCUCGUACAAACCUCGACAAAGGAGCUGCAGCGCCACGCCUACAUGGUGGCACGCCUCGCGAGGCUCGCAGACGGCUACCCCAUGUUUCAGGCGAGCCGGAGCCCAGCCCGCGCAGACUGGAUCGAGGUCCUCCGUAGGGGCGACAACUGGGUCGGCCUCGCUGUCCCAUGGGAGAGCCUGUGCGCAGCCGCGCCGCUGUAUCCCGGGCAGAGCUCUCAGAACAGCAGCGCCAGCCCAAAGGUGCAGCAGGGCCAGAAGGCCCUCCCGGCCCCCGAGGCGGCGGGGGAGGCCAGGAAGGACAUUGGCGAUGAGGACCGUGAGAGGAUUAACCAGCAGGCUCUGAUGCGCGCCAUCGAGGAUGACCGAGUCGGUGACGAGGCAACCCUGCGCGCGGCCAUCAGCGCACACCGGAAGCGCGCCGAGGACGACCUGAGGGCGGAGCGGAUGGACGGCGGAGGCGGCGGCGGCGGCGAAGCCAACGGCGUCAUCGUCCCUGUCGCCAACGACCCCAAGCCCGCCUCGCCGGCCCCUCUGGACACCGGCAGCGACAAGGCCCCCUCGUCGGCCUCGUCCAGCGGAAGGCCCCCUUCGCCCGGCACGGCCCACCGCCGCUGGGCGAUGGACGAGGGUCGUGAGUACCCGAUCCUGACGGAGCGCGCCUCGGCUGUGGCGCGUUGGCUCCGUGAGGCGCCUCCCGGGGCCGGCGGCAGCGGCCACUCCAAGAAGAAGAAGAAGCCAGCCGUCGCUGCUGCUUGAGACGCGGCUGUAUACAUACAAUGCGCGUAGAAUUUCAAGACAUUGUUGAAAACAA